AAACAACCGCAAAAUAAAAACCUCAAUUUUUUCUUACAAACACGAAGAAUCCUCCAGAUCCAUGAAUGCAUAACACACUCACAUACCAAUUACUGUACACACGCGUUUAUUAUUGCCUACGCAACCUCUCUUACAUCCAAUCCAUUGAUCCCCUUCAAUUCCCCCAUAUUUUGUUCCAAUUGCAAUCACACAUUGCAACAAUACCUUCCUUAAACCCUAAUUUUUUCAAUUCGUACGCUGAGGAACUUGAAAUUGUUUGAACAAUUGAUAAUUUGACCGAUGAUUGUUGUUAGAUGAUCUGGAAGAACCCUAGCUUAUAAUGUCGUGGGGAUUAGGGUGGAAGCGACCAUCUGAUGUGUUUCAUUUGUCUCUGUAUUAUGGUUCUGAUGAAGCACUAGAUGAUCAGUCACGUUCAUCUUCACCACCACCACCACAGGUAUCAUCGGGAUCAUCGUCUGCCAUUGCCACAAGACACGGUUGUGAUCAUCGGGAUAAUAAUAAUGAUCAAGAAUUAGGGUUUCGGAUCGAUCUGGAAUGGAACGUAGGAGAUGACGAAGAUCAGGUCACUUUGAAGCUUCAGUCUCAGGUUAUGGUGGCGUUGCCAUUGCCACAAGACACGGUUGUGAUCCGGUUGCUUGAGUGUGAUGAUGAUAGACCUGGUGAGGAGGUUGACGAGUCACCGGAAAGGAAUGGGGGUGGAAAUGUGGUGGCUGUGGAGAUGAAGGUUGUGAAGCAGAGGGAACCACUUAGGGGGUUGGCUAUGUCACGAGUUGGGGUGUCGGCUCCGCAGAACGAUGGGACGGGCGUCCUUGUUAAGAUGUUGAAGUCGGAUUUUGCUGCGGAUUCGGGUCAUGCUGAGGGGCCGCGGGUGGAGUCUUGUCCUGAUCAUUGGAUGAAUGUUACCGUUGUCAGUCUUUACAACUGUGGGUUGUUAACGUUUCCAGUAGAGUUGACCAAACUGCCGCUUCUUGAAAAGCUAUUCCUUGAUAACAAUAAGUUAACGGUUUUGCCACCUGAGCUUGGUGUUCUGAAAAACCUGAAAGUGCUCACAGCUGACUACAAUAUGUUAGUUUCUGUACCAGUGGAACUGAGGCAGUGUGUUGGACUUGUGGAAUUAUCACUUGAACAUAAUAAGCUAAUUCGUCCUCUUCUUGAUUUCAGGGCCAUGGCUGAAUUACGCAUUCUUAGGCUAUUUGGUAAUCCACUUGAAUUUCUACCUGAAAUUUUGCCUUUGCAUCAACUCCGCCACCUCUCUCUUGCAAAUAUUCGUAUCGUGGCAGAUGAUUAUCUUAGAUCAGUCAAUGUUCAGAUUGAGAUGGAGAACAGUUCUUACUUUGUUGCAUCAAGGCACAAACUGAGUGCAUUUCUCUCUCUUAUAUUUCGUUUCUCUUCAUGUCACCAUCCUUUACUAGCAUCCGCUUUAGCGAAGAUGAUGCAGGAUGAAGGAAACCGUGUAGUUAUUGGUAAAGAUGAAAACGCUAUCAGACAGCUCAUAAGCAUGAUAAGCAGUGAAGACCAACAUGUGGUUGUGGAGGCUUGCUCUGCACUUACUUCUCUUGCCUCAGAUGUAUCUGUGGCACUUCAAUUGAUGAAAUGUGACAUCAUGCAACCCAUUAAAAGAGUACUUACAUCUGUUGGCACUCAAGAACUGAAAUCGGUUUUGCAAGUUGUGGGCAAGUUGGGUUUCGUCUCUGAUACAGUGGCCCAAAAAAUGCUUAGCAAGGAUGUGAUGAAAUCGUUAAAAGUAUUAUGUGCUCAUAAGGAUCCGGAGGUACAAAGGUUAGCUUUAAUAGCAGUUGGGAAUUUAGCUUUUUGUCUGGAGAAUCGGCGAGUCCUUGUUGCUUCUGAAAGUUUAAGAGAUCUUCUUUUGAGGCUUACACUUUCAUCUGAGCAACGUGUGAGCAAAUCUGCAGCUCGUGCUCUAGCAAUUCUUGGGGAGAAUGAGAAUCUAAGACGUGCUAUCAAAGGAAGGCAGGUCCCAAAGCAAGGAUUAAGGAUACUUGCGAUGGAUGGUGGCGGGAUGAAAGGCCUUGCCACUGUUAGGAUUCUUAAGGAAAUUGAAAAUGGUACCGGGAAACGGAUACAUGAGAUGUUUGACCUAAUAUGCGGCACAUCAACUGGCGGCAUGCUGGCGGUUGCUCUUGGAAUAAAGCUAAUGUCUUUGGAACAAUGUGAAGAUAUAUACAAAAAUCUUGGAAAACUUGUUUUCGCUGAACCUGUUCCUAAGGAUAACGAAGCAGCAACUUGGAGAGAAAAGUUGGACCAGCUUUACAAGAGCUCGUCACAAAGUUUUCGAGUCGUCGUGCAUGGGUCUAAACACAGUGCCGAUCAGUUUGAGCGGUUGUUAAAGGAGAUGUGUGCUGACGAGGAUGGAGAUUUGCUAAUAGAUUCAUCGGUAAAACGGAUUCCCAAAGUUUUUGUGGUAUCAACAUUAGUCAAUGUGGCACCAGCACAGCCAUUUAUAUUUCGUAAUUAUCAGUAUCCAGCUGGCACACCAGAAGUCCCUUUGAUGAUGUCAGAAAAUGUUUCUACGAAUGGACCAGGAACAGCAACUACUGGUGCUCAAGUUGGGUAUAAAAGGAGUGCUUAUAUGGGAAGUUGUAGACAUGAUUUAUGGCAAGCUAUAAGAGCAUCGUCAGCAGCUCCGUAUUAUCUUGAUGAUUACUCUGAUGGUGUUCUUCGCUGGCAAGAUGGUGCUAUUGUUGCAAAUAACCCUACUAUAUUCGCAAUACGAGAAGCUCAGCUUCUAUGGCCCGAUGCAAAAAUUGACACUUUGGUUUCGGUUGGUUGCUGUUCUGUUCCAACAAAGGCUCGUAAAGGUGGAUGGCGUUAUUUGGACACUGGUCAAGUGUUGAUUGAGAGUGCAUGCUCAGUUGAACGGGUUGAAGAAGCAUUGAGCACAUUGUUACCGAUGGUUCCUGAAAUAAACUAUUUCCGGUUCAAUCCAGUUGAUGAUCGGUGUGAUAUGGAGUUGGAUGAAACGGACCCCACAGUCUGGCUAAAGUUAGAGGCAGCAACAGAUGAGUAUAUCCAGAAUAAUUCUCCUGCGUUUAAAAAGGUCUGUGAGAGAUUGCUUCUGAACCAUAGUGACGAAAAGCUACUGGAUAAUCUCAACUCUCAGCAGUUUCUCAAGGCCAACGGGCCCAAUACAGGUGAAAACAGUCCAUCUUUAGGGUGGAGACGUAAUGUUUUACUAGUGGAAGCUUCUCACAAUCCAGAUUCUGGAAGAGUUUAUAACCAUGCGCGUUCACUACAAACAUUCUGUUCUGAUCACAAUAUAAGAUUAUCACUUCUGAAUGCUGCAUCGAGACCACUUACUAAUAAUAAGCCCGACCCAGGGACGUCUUUCCCAACACCCUUCACAUCACCAUUAUUCACCGGUAGCUUUCCAUCAAGCCCACUUCUUUACAGUCCUGAUCUUGGGCUUCAUAGGGUUGGCAGAAUUGAAACAGUACCACAUUUAAGCCUUGAUGGAUUCCAUUCCGGAAGAACUUCUUCUCCUCCGGAUUCACCAACAGUACCCAGACAGCUGUCGGCUCCUGUUCGAUUAUUACACGAAAAGUUGCAGAAUUCACCACAAGUUGGAGUUGUACACUUGGCUCUCCAAAAUGAUACCACCGGUUCAAUUUUAAGUUGGCAAAAUGAUGUAUUUGUAGUGGCGGAACCAGGAGAAUUGGCUGAGAAGUUUCUACAGAGUGUCAAAUAUAGUCUGCUAUCGUUGUUAAAAGGCCGACGUAGAAAGUACACGUCAGCAAUUACCAACAUCUCUAGCGUUUCUGAUUUGGUUGCAUGUCGGCCUUAUUUUCAAAUAGGCGGUGUCGUACAUCGUUAUAUAGGACGCCAGACCCAAGUGAUGGAAGACGACCAAGAAAUCGGGGCCUACAUGUUCCGUAGGACAGUUCCUUCUAUGCACUUAACUCCUGAAGACGUGCGUUGGAUGGUUGGUGCUUGGAGGGAUAGGAUAAUAAUAUGCACAUGUUUAUACGGUCCUUCACCGGCUCUAAUAAAGGCAUUCCUAGACUCUGGUGCUAAAGCCGUCAUAUGUCCAUCAUCAGAACCCCAAGAAAUGCAGUUGACCACGUUUAAUGGGUCAACUGACUUCAACGAUCUGGAAAACGGGAAGUUUGAAAUUGGGGUAGAUGAAGGAGACGAUGAAUAUACAGAACCUGCCAGCCCAGCAAGCGACUGGGAAGAUAGUGAGACCGAUAAAAACACUGAUAAAGGGAUGUUAGUUUGGGAUGAUGACGAAGAUGAACUGUCAAGAUUCGUGUGCCAGCUGUACGAUUUGAUAUUUAUGAGUGGAGCUCGAGUUAAUGUUGCUUUACAACAAGCUCUUGCAUCUCACCCGAGCAUACGGUAUUCAUGUCAUUUCCCUGCUGUACCUUAACCUUGUAAUACAAAUACAAGACAUAAGUUUAGAAAAAAGAAGAUUACACAACAGGAACUAUAUAGAUAAAAGGAUUGGCCAUGAGAUUUUCAAAGAGACUGUUUUUGUGGCUCUGAGUAUGUAGAGAAUAGAAUAAUGAAGAGGUACACUGCAAUUUUGAGGGUUAUAAUUAUACUGAAGAUGUUAGUUGUAAACUUAUAUACUCAUCUUGUUUAUAUACACCUUUAAAGGUGUAUUUUCUUUAAGAUAGUAAUACCCCAUGCAUAAUGAAUUGUACUUGAUGUUUA
Messenger RNA from Helianthus annuus (common sunflower), 4674 nucleotides. Its product is annotated as phospholipase A I. Gene Ontology annotation, cellular component: membrane. The record is from RefSeq and is a predicted model, not a curated record. NCBI's taxonomy places the organism in Eukaryota, Viridiplantae, Streptophyta, Magnoliopsida, Asterales, Asteraceae. The transcript is spliced from 17 exons. The coding region runs from base 320 to 4387 and encodes 1355 amino acids. Gene Ontology annotation, biological process: fatty acid metabolic process. Gene Ontology annotation, molecular function: glycerophospholipase activity; protein binding.